Messenger RNA from Condylostylus longicornis, 517 nucleotides. Its product is annotated as histone H2A.V-like. Lineage: Eukaryota; Metazoa; Arthropoda; Insecta; Diptera; Dolichopodidae. Gene Ontology annotation, molecular function: structural constituent of chromatin; DNA binding; protein heterodimerization activity. The record is from RefSeq and is a predicted model, not a curated record. Gene Ontology annotation, cellular component: nucleosome.
AUGCACCUGGAUUUUUCGAGAAGGGGCGAACAGAACAAACUUUUCAAAAAAGAGUUGGUAAAGGUGGUAAGUAAUAUUCUCUACGUAUUUUGUUUUGAAAUAGCCCUUUUAUCUAGUUUUGGAACCGGAAUUGGCGGAAAAACUGGAAGCAAAGGUGAGGCAAAAACUGGCGCAGGCAAAGGAAAGAAGGCUCCGAUUUCUAGGGCAUCACGUGCCAGUCUUCAAUUUCCAGUGGGCCGUAUUCAUCGAAUGCUGAAAGCUCGCAUUUCCAGCGACGGAAGAGUUGGAUCAUCAACAGUAGCUGUCUAGCUGGAAUAUUUAACUGCUGAAGUCUUGGAGCUUGCUGGAAACGCGUCCAAGGAUCUGAAAGUCAAACGUAUCACUCCGCGUCAUUUGCAUCUCGUUAUCAGAGGUGAUGAGGAAUUGGACACUUUAAUUAAAGCUACAAUUGCUGGAGGAGGGGUUAUUCCUCACAUUCACAAGUCAUUGAUGAAACAAGACGCCAGCAAAGCCAAAA